Pseudoliparis swirei is the source of this 2398-nucleotide messenger RNA. RefSeq names its product CCR4-NOT transcription complex, subunit 7 (gene cnot7). Gene Ontology annotation, cellular component: CCR4-NOT core complex; CCR4-NOT complex; P-body. The transcript is spliced from 6 exons. The record is from RefSeq and is a predicted model, not a curated record. Gene Ontology annotation, molecular function: nucleic acid binding; poly(A)-specific ribonuclease activity. Lineage: Eukaryota; Metazoa; Chordata; Actinopteri; Perciformes; Liparidae. The coding region runs from base 572 to 1432 and encodes 286 amino acids.
UUUGCUGUGUCAAAGUGAGUGUGUGUGUGAGUGUGUGCGUGUGUGUAGGACUCUAGUCUCUCGUCUCUUCGUGGAUUGCACGCGCGCCCGUGUACCCUCCACGCUCGCGGCGCGUUGACCCCGCACAGCGGCUCCUCUGUCCGGCUCGCGUUAGCUCUGUUCUGACGCCGGCAGCUAACCGCUACAAGUCACCUAGCUAGCCCCGAUAGGGACGAGCUAAUGUUACCUGCAGCCGUCCUGCACACCACGCACCGGCUCCUGGCUGUGGACACGUCAGUGUGCGUGCGUGUGAGUGCGUGUGAAGUGUCCCGGAUGAGAGGAGGCGCAGGCUGGCUGUCCUCAUGUGUGAUUUGACCAACCCAGAGCAGGUCGUGUCUCCUCUAAAGUCUCUAUUCUAACGCGUUAUUGGCUCAAUGAGUUGCGUUAAUUGGCCUGUCUGUCCUCAUCACGUGGUCUGCCACUGGUCAGCAGGUUGGCCUAGGUCUAUGAACCAGCUGUCUUCUUCUGUUUGCUUGUUUUCUUCUCCCCCUCCCCUCCUUCUUGCAUCCAUCUCCUCCCAUGAAGUGGCACUAUGCCCACUGCUACUGUGGACCACAAGAUAUGUGAGGUUUGGGCCAACAACCUGGAGGAGGAGCUGAAGAGGAUCCGACGCGUCAUCCGAAAGUACAACUACAUCGCCAUGGACACGGAGUUCCCAGGUGUGGUGGCGCGACCGAUCGGAGAGUUCCGGAGCAACGCCGACUAUCAGUACCAGCUCCUGCGCUGCAACGUGGAUUUGCUCAAGAUGAUCCAGCUGGGCCUGACGUUCAUGAACGAGCGGGGCGAAUACCCUCCGGGAACGUCGACGUGGCAGUUCAAUUUUAAGUUUAACCUCACAGAGGAUAUGUACGCGCAGGACUCCAUCGAGCUGCUCACCACGUCGGGGAUCCAGUUCGAGAAGCACGAGGAUGAAGGCAUCGAGGCGCUGUACUUUGCAGAGCUGCUGAUGACGUCGGGGGUGGUGCUCUGCGACGGGGUCAAGUGGCUGUCUUUUCACAGCGGCUAUGACUUUGGAUACCUGAUCAAGAUUCUGGCCAAUGCCAACCUGCCCGAGGAGGAGGUGGACUUCUUUGAGAUUCUCCGCUUGUACUUUCCGGUCAUUUACGACGUGAAGUACCUCAUGAAGAGUUGUAAAAACUUGAAGGGCGGUCUGCAGGAAGUAGCGGAGCAGCUGGAGCUGGAGAGGAUCGGCCCGCAGCAUCAGGCCGGCUCCGACUCUCUACUCACGGGCAUGGCUUUCUUCAAGAUGAGAGAGAUGUUCUUCGAGGAUCACGUGGACGACGCCAAGUACUGCGGCCACCUCUACGGGCUGGGCUCUGGCUCCGCCUACUCCCAGAACGGGACGACGGGCAACGCGUACGAAGAGGAGGCGAACAAGCAGCUGCUGUCGUGACGUCACUCCCCAACCCGGCCUUUUUUUAGUCCUCCUAAAAUGUUCUGUGGAAAUGUUUUGCACUUUAAAAGCUCUCGCCGGAUUUUAGAUGGAAAGCUGAACACAAAGUUUCCAUUGUCUUUGUCUUUGUCGCCUUCUUUACGUUCGUGUUUACCUUUUUUUUUCUUUCUUCUUCGUGUGGACGUCACACAGGAACCGCUCUCGGCUUCGCUCUCGGCCUUUAAUAUCCGCUGUGUUCUUUCUCUUUUUAACCUCUUAUUUAUUGCACCGGCACAUGAAUAUUUCUUCUUAUUUACCUCAUUCGUUCACAUAAAGAUGACGUGUGUGUGAUGACAUGAAGUCGUGUGACAAGCCUGAAGCUUUAUGUCGACGGGAUACUAAAACUUACUUUUAGUUAACUGUCUUUUUUUGUUUUUUUUACUGAUUUGUUUAUAUGAUUAUGCUAAGAAUGGUCACAUAUAUAAAUAUCUAUAUAUUUACACACGUACAACAUGCACUCGUUGCAUACGCAUUGUUUUCAGUGGAGGAAUCUGGUUUUGUUGUGCAUGUCAACGCCCUCGUUGACACAAGCACAGAUGAAACCCUCGAGUCCACACGGCCGACGUCACCAGACCUUGAAAAGAAAACUCAAUAAAGUGUGAAGGCGCUCUCCUGCAGUGAGACACGCGGAGGAGGUUACCCUGAACUAAAGUACUCUUCACUGAAGAGGUUAAGUAGAAUUUUAGUGGUUUGAUAAAAGCCUUAACUUUUUGAGUUAAUUGGCCUUUUGGGGUUAUUCUUAUCUAUAUUUUGUAUUGCCCGACGAGUUCAUUCAUGCCGCAUGUACUGAAUGUGAAUAAAUGCUGUGUUGUUCAUAGAAUCCUGAACUUCCACAGGUGUGUGAGUAACCUCUAAGCGAAAUAUGCAAUAUACAAGGAUUGUUUUUAGAUUAGUUUGUAAAUAAAGGCUUGAAACUUUUCUACCAUA